AUGAGAGACUUGUUAAGAACUUGGGCUACAGUAUUUACGGUGGUGUUUUUUCAAGCUUUUGUAAAAGCAGAACAAUACUUGACCUACACAAGGUUAAAUAACGACAAAGACACGUUAAUGAUAGGUAUCCCCGAGUAUGUUGAAAUGGGAGACACUAAUAACUUGACAUUCCAAGCAAACAUGUCAAUGAGUAUAAGUAAUGAGAUCAUCAUUAAUUUGGAUGGUAUAGAAGAUCUAUAUUAUGAAAGGAAUCCUACAAUCAUGAGAGAGGAUAUACUGGAAACGAAUUUGACAAAUUUCUUUAUUAAUGUGGUAGCCCCAUUAUUAGGUGUUAGUCAUUUAGUGACUAACGAUACUGAGGCAGUUCUAAAGAGACAAUGGUUCUGUUCGCAUGGGAAACUUUAUUGUAGUGCCAUAUAUGUGAUAAAUUGGUUUACUAAGACUUACUUUAACACUAUAGGGUGGGGUCGCUAA
Messenger RNA from Lodderomyces orthopsilosis Co 90-125, 474 nucleotides. RefSeq lists its product as uncharacterized. Bases 1 to 474 code for a protein of 157 amino acids. NCBI's taxonomy places the organism in Eukaryota, Fungi, Ascomycota, Pichiomycetes, Serinales, Debaryomycetaceae. The transcript has a single exon. The record is from RefSeq and is a predicted model, not a curated record.